UGAAUAUAAGUUUGAAAAAUGAUUUGCAAAUCAUUGUAUUUACACAACGUGACAACUUCACUGGUUUUGGGUCGCCUGACUUCCGGACUAAAAGGAAGGAGCAUGUUGCCAAGCCGCCGACGUGGAUUUGAUGUCGAGGAGGACGUCCACGGCGCCACCUAUGAGGGAGACUUUGUCAGUGGCCUCAAACACGGCAAGGGAAGAUACACCUGGAGGAGUGGAGAGUUCUAUGAGGGCUCGUUCUACAAAGACUACAGACAUGGUGAUGGAGUCUACAGUUGGCCAUCAGGUCACACAUUCACUGGCAAAUUUUACCUCAACUGGAGGGAAGGAUAUGGACAACAGUUGUUUCCAGAUGGAGCCACAUUCAAGGGUUUGUACCAUGCUGACCAGAGGUUCGGUCCAGGUGUGCUCAGUGAGCCAUCAGGACGUCAGGAUGUUGGUUUUUGGUAUGGGAAACAUCUGAUACAACUCUGCCACUCUGUUCAAGACAGCUUCAGCCUGAAAAAAAUGACUGGAUAUGCUGACUACUUGGCGCAAACCUCUGCGUCAUGUUAUCAGAGUCAGCCAAACAAAGAUGCGCUGUUAUAUGACGGCGAUACAAUCCUACCCUCUGGGAUUGAGUAUUAUUCCACAGAUGGUGACAACCUACCAUUCCCCCCGGAAAAAAGAAGAGAGUUUGACCAACAUUUUUACGGCCAGCUAUGGGAGCCAUCUGACGACCCGUGCCAAGGCUACACAAGAGACCCACUCCCCUCUCUGCCCAUGAAAACCCGAAUGAUGGCUCACAUCCACCGACACAGACGACUGGCUGGAAAUUUGGACUGGGACAUUGCAGCAGUUCUUUCGUUGAAAAGGGACAGUUUUGGUCCGAAUGGACCUUUGGAAGUCACUUCAGAGCUGUUGAUCCAGCAGGCUGCCAAAGGAGAACGGCAAUCUGUUUUAAAGCUUCUCCUGGAUGGCCUUGUUCACCCGGAUGUUGCAGAUUCUCAAGGACACACUGCAUUAAUUGGCGCCACAGUAAACUGCCACAAUGAGGUGAUUGACUUGUUGUUAGAUAUGGGUGCUGAUAUUGACAAGCUCAAUGACGAGGGCGUGUCAGCCUUGUCUGUGUGCCAUGUUCUUUACUAUCCCUUUGAGUCUUUACACACGUUUGCUGGACUUCCAGCCAAAGCACAAGGUUUGAUGCCAUUGUGCAAGAAGAAACCUCAGAUCGGCCCCCUGGACUUAAGUACUGACUCACCGGGCUCAAACAACAGACCUUGGACUUGUGACACAAUCCAGCUCAACCAGAAUCACCUCUCUGACCAGACAACAGAUGAUGUGUCAGGAGGCGUCCGGUUUCAUCCCAGCGGGUUCAGUGAGCUUUCCACGGACGGAGGAACUGGACAGGGGAGAAACCGCAAAGCUGUAUGUAACGUGGCAAAUUAUACAGAGCUUGAAGUAAAAACCAGAAGUGAAGAUGCCGAAUUGGGCGAAGGUGGAAAUAUGAUACUGACAAACUUGAAUGGGGCUGAGGAAUUGGAAGAAGACGAGGAGAACCAGGAGAAGAAGGCGCUACUUUCAAAGCGCUCUAUUCAAGUGUUGGAUGGCCACGUUUUACUGGGCAGUGUGGAGUGGCAAGAAUAUUUGUCAGUUAAGCAGAACACUGACAAAAACCUGACCGGACCACAAUCCUUUGCGUCUUCUUGCUCCAUGAACAGCUACAACAUAGAGGUCACAGAGGAAGUUCUACAGGGCGCAGCAGAAGCUUUGAGUCACACUGGAUGUUCUCAGCACUCCGAUACUCCGGAGACUGUUCGCAGAAUGGCUGCAAUGAAGUUUGAGCAUCGUGCACGUUUGAGCACACUGAAUCUGCUGCUGGACCGGGGAGCUGACCCCAACACUUCCAGCGUCCCCUUACCCGUCCUAUUUGUGGCCAUUAUGGCAGGAGAUACUCAGACUGUCAAGAAACUUCUACUGUGUACCGCUCGGACAGAUGUCUCUCUCCCACCUGAGAGGAAAGGACUUUACCCUCUGCAUGUGGCAGCAGCCCUGCCAGGCCCGGAGGGUCCCAAAAUCACAGAACUACUGCUGCAUGCUUUGUCUGACCCGGACGCACGGGCAGGUGACCAUGAUGAAAUGUAUCAACCAGAUAAGGUUUCCAGGAUGGCAAAAUUACCACUGAGGACCAGUGAGAAGCCACGUCUGUUAGAGGGAGGUCGGACAGCUCUGCACAUGGCCUGCCAGCGGGACACUGAUCACUGUAAUGCCAGCAAGGUGGUAUUCCUCUUAGUCUCCCACAGGGCCCGAACUGACCUCCUUUGGAGUGGACAUUCACCUCUUUCCUUAGCAAUAUCAAGUGGCAAUGACAUGGCAGUGGAGGAGCUCUUAAAGGGAGGUGCUGAUCCCAACCUUCCCUUGGGUUGUGGAGUGGGCAGUGCCCUUUGUGCCCUCAGUAACUUCAACUACUGUCUCGAUGGCAAAAGGGCAAAAUUGUUGGACAUGUUAGAAAAGGCUGGUGCUGACAUGCUGAUGCCAGUUCAGGUCGGCGAUACCAUUGGAAAUGUAGUCGACUACGCUCAUGACUCCUUCAGUCAGGACGUGCGUAUUGCCGACACACCCUUCCAUGCUCUCAACGUGGAGGAGAGAGAAACAUUCCAGGCACGUUGCAAACUUCUGAGCAGGAUGGGAGAUCUGCUGAGACAGGCUGCUGUACAGAAAGAGCGUGGCAUUUUUUCAAAUGAUGCCGAGUCAAACAAUCAAAGUCCACUUUCCACGGCAGUAAAUCAAAGGACCCCGUUAUUGAAGUUCUGCUACCACUGUGGUCGCUCUGUCGCUGUCAAACUAACUGCUUGCACUCGCUGCCACGAGGUUGUGUACUGCUCUACAACCUGUAAGGUCAAAGCGUGGGACAAGAGACACAAGGAGGAGUGUCUGCCGGAGUCAGGUGGGAAUCACGGCUCUUUUCCAAACUAACCGCAGGACUGAUAUUAAAUGGUAAAUGGGUUAUACUUGUAUAGCGCUUUUCUACCUUCAAGGUACUCAACGCGCUUUGGACACUAUUUCCACAUUCACCCAUUCACACACACAUUCACACACUGAUGGCGGGAGCUGCCAUGCAAGGCGCUAACCACCACCCAUCAGGAGCAAGGGUGAAGUGUCUUGCUCAAGGACACAACGGACGUGACUAGGUUAUAUGUGACAUGCUGCAAAUUUAGGCCGUCUAAUGUUAUUUUUACCUUAUUAAAUGUUCCAUAUAAGCUGUCAUAUAGUUUCCAACCUUUUUUCUUCGGAAAACUACUUUUGCAAAAUAA
This is a messenger RNA of Entelurus aequoreus (snake pipefish), 3296 nucleotides long. Its product is annotated as ankyrin repeat and MYND domain-containing protein 1-like. The record is from RefSeq and is a predicted model, not a curated record. The coding region runs from base 19 to 2958 and encodes 979 amino acids. Gene Ontology annotation, molecular function: protein binding. The transcript is spliced from 19 exons. Lineage: Eukaryota; Metazoa; Chordata; Actinopteri; Syngnathiformes; Syngnathidae.